Eublepharis macularius is the source of this 2245-nucleotide messenger RNA. RefSeq names its product MOB kinase activator 3C (gene MOB3C). Gene Ontology annotation, biological process: positive regulation of protein phosphorylation; signal transduction. Gene Ontology annotation, molecular function: protein kinase activator activity. Lineage: Eukaryota; Metazoa; Chordata; Lepidosauria; Squamata; Eublepharidae. Gene Ontology annotation, cellular component: cytoplasm; nucleus. The coding region runs from base 79 to 960 and encodes 293 amino acids. The record is from RefSeq and is a predicted model, not a curated record. The transcript is spliced from 4 exons.
GCAAGGACAGCUGCAGACCUCUAGACACAAUCAGGAUGUGACAUCAUUGACCGGGAGACAAAAAAGAAAAGUUUUUUAAUGAAAAUUUCAGCAGGGGCUUUUUCUUCGAAAUAUUUCGUUAUUGUUGAGAACUCUGUUAAUUCACUGGCUGUUUUAGGGGAACUGAAUGGCUCUUUGUCUUUGGCCAUCUCUGACAUCGCAGAGGUAACAAGUUUUAUUCAGAUCGGCUGUGGCGUGACGGAAGUUCUCCUUAAUUUCUGCCUAGGAAAGAAUAAUUAUUCUUUUCAUCCUGGCUGGUUCCCGCUCAUCAUGGCGUUGUGCCUUAAACAAGUUUUUAACAAAGACAAAACAUUUCGCCCCCGGAAGAAAUUUGAACCAGGCACCCAGCGCUUUGAGCUAUUCAAGAAAGCUCAAGCCUCACUGAAAUCGGGACUGGAUCUGAAAACUGUAGUUCAGUUGCCCCCAGGGGAGAACAUCAAUGACUGGAUUGCUGUGCAUGUUGUGGACUUCUUCAACAGGAUAAAUCUUAUUUAUGGCACCAUGUCAGAGGUCUGUACUGAAAAGAGUUGCCCCAUCAUGUCAGGUGGGCUCAAAUAUGAAUACCGAUGGCAGGAUGACCAGAGAUUUAAGAGGCCUACCAAGUUGCCAGCACCACAGUACAUGAGCAUGCUGAUGGAUUGGAUUGAGACUCUCAUUAACAAUGAGGACAUUUUUCCUACCAGAAUAGGUGUUCCUUUCCCUAAGAACUUCCAGCAGGUCUGUACAAAGAUCCUCACACGCCUCUUCAGAGUCUUUGUGCAUGUCUACAUCCACCAUUUUGACAGCAUUAUCAGUAUGGGUGCUGAAGCUCACGUCAACACCUGCUACAAGCACUUUUAUUACUUCAUCAGCGAAUUUAGUUUGAUCGACCAAAGGGAAUUGGAGCCACUGAAAGAAAUGACAGAGAAAAUUUGCCAUUAAAAUUUGAUCAGCUCUGAAGAAUCAUUGUUUGUACAGUUCUGAUGAUGGACUACAAUUUGAUCGACUGGACUGCUGCCAGGGAUUUAAUAAGUUUCCUGAUCUAGGGUUAAUCCCUGAAUUAUUGAAAAAAAAAGCAAACUGUUGUCUCCAGUAGCUUUCUCUCCCUGUGAUAUAAUGGUUCUAGUUUUCUCUGUCUUUGGAUUCAUCCCCCUAAGGUCUGCCUCUUGAAAGUAACAUGGUUUUUUAAAAAAAAGGUCUUAAGAUAAGUGAUGGGAAUAUUUCAAACAAAAGAAUCCUUCCAACUUCUUUGAAGCCCAAUCUGUCAAAGAACUACAAGAAACCCAACUAUGCAUUGUAUGGAAGAAUGGUUGAAUGACUCCGCACAACUUCAGGAAAGACAACAGCUGCUGAAUAUUUCUAUGUUACCAGAAAUAAUUUCAUCUUGCGGGACAGAGGUACUAGGAAGAGACAAGAUUGUUGGAAAUACCUGAUUUCUUUCCAGUACUACUACAGAAAUCAUAGAACUGGGAAGAAACCAAGAAUUAAGUCUGGUUUGUCAAUCACCCUGGCAAGGCAAGGCUUUCUACAAUAGCCAUAUGCAAAUAAACCCCUUCAAUUCAAUGUGCCCAAACCAAAAAGUAAAUGCACCAGCAGGAGGAAAAGUAGCUGAAGGUUACUUAAGUAAGUGAGCCAACCCAUGUGCUACAGGGGAAGCAUAAAUUCUGCAAAUCAUAAGCUUAGGAAGGCAAUCAGCACAGUAAAACAACCAAAAAAUUCUUAACAGAAUGUAAAUAUAGAGUAUGAAUCAAUCAGAUCUUGUGUUUCAAUAAAAUUAAGUAACAAGCCUCUAAAGCUACAUUGUAAGUAGGACAUGUGAGGUUCUUUGCUCUGAGUCAGAUCAGUGGUCCAUCUAGCCCAGUACUGUCUAGCCUUGCGGGUAGCAACUCCCCAGGCUUUCAAGCAAAGGCACAUUUCUAACCUACCUAGCUAAGAACCUUUUAUUCCAAGUGUGGGGCCUCUCACUGAGCCAUGACCCUUCCCCAUAGUUCUCAGUAAAUAUUUUCCCACUAGCUGAUAAUUCCUGCUUUUUUUAAAGGAAUAGAUGCAGUUAUUUCCAUACCCUUUUGGGGAGGGGAGUGAUCUGAGCCACAUAUAUGGAUAAAUUUUACUAGUUUAAUUGGUAAAGGUCUUGUACUUUAUAUAUCAAUAUUUGUAUCUUGUGUUGUCGUGCUUUUUUCUUCCUACAAAGUUUUGAUAUUAAAAUUGCAGAGUUUAACUGACAGUA